AUGGCAUCUAACACCACCACUAACUUCUUUGCCCUCUCGCAGUCCUUCAGUGUUUCGGACAUUAUUGUGAUCGGGGCGUAUUUUCUGCUCAACGUUGCAGUAGGGAUCUGGUCCUCUUGCAGAGUCAGCAGAAACACUCUUAACGGCUACUUCCUGGCUGGCAGAGACAUGGCCUGGUGGCCGAUCGGAGCGUCUCUCUUUGCCAGCAGUGAGGGAUCGGGGCUCUUCAUCGGUUUGGCUGGCACCGGGGCAGCAGGAGGAAUCGCCGUGGCAGGAUUCGAAUGGAAUGCGACCUACGUGCUGUUGGCUCUGGCGUGGAUCUUUGUACCAGUAUAUGUGUCUUCUGGGAUCGUCACCAUGCCCGAGUACCUGGGUCGACGUUUCGGGGGCGAGAGAAUCCGCAUGUACCUGUCAGCACUCAGCCUCAUGCUGUCUGUGUUCACUAAAAUAUCAACGGACCUGUACUCUGGAGCUCUGUUCAUCCAGGUGUGUCUGGGCUGGAAUCUUUACCUCUCCACCGUCCUCAUGCUGGUGGUCACCGCGCUCUACACCAUCGCAGGUGGUUUAGCUGCUGUGAUCUACACUGACACACUCCAGACCUUCAUCAUGAUCGUCGGAGCGGUCGUCCUCACCAUUACAGCGUUCAACGAGAUUGGCGGCUACAGCAACCUGGAGAGCGUGUAUCUCCAGGCCGUGCCGUCCAAGAUCAUCCCGAACACGACGUGCCACCUCCCGCGACCCGACGCCAUGCACCUGUUCCGGGACGCAGUGCACGGUGACCUUCCCUGGCCCGGCAUGACCCUCGGCCUCACCAUCCUCGCUACCUGGUACUGGUGCAGUGAUCAGGUGAUCGUACAGAGAUCUCUGUCAGCGAAAAACCUGAGCCACGCUAAAGGAGCGUCCAUAUUUGCGAGCUACCUGAAGAUGCUACCAAUGAUCUUCAUCAUCCUUCCUGGCAUGAUCAGCAGGGUGCUGUACCCAGAUUCGGUUGGCUGUGUCGACCCUGAGGAGUGUAUGAAGGUGUGUGGAGCGGAGGUCGGAUGUUCCAACAUCGCUUUUCCAAAACUGGUCAUCGAGCUCAUGCCCAGUGGCCUGCGGGGCUUAAUGAUCGCCGUGAUGAUGGCCGCUCUGAUGUCGUCGCUGACCUCCAUCUUUAACAGCAGCAGCACCCUGUUCACCAUGGACAUCUGGAAGAAAUAUCACAGGGGCGCCAGCGAGAAAGAGCUGCUGCUGGUCGGCAGGAUCGUGACGGUUAUUCUAGUCGUGAUCAGCGUGGUUUGGAUCCCCAUCCUGCAGAACGCCAACAGCGGGCAGCUCUACGUCUACAUCCAAUCGGUGACCAGCUAUCUGGCUCCUCCUGUCACGGCUAUUUUCGUCAUGGCUGUGUUCUGGAAAAGGACUAACGAAGCGGGCGCUUUCUGGGGCCUGAUGGUGGGUCUGGUGGUCGGGAUCACCAGGAUGGUUCUGGAGUUCGCCUACGCCCCGCCUCGCUGUGGCGUUUUCGACCCCGCGCCGCCGGUCCUGAGGAGCGUGCACUACCUGCACUUCGCCAUCGUCCUCUGCGCCAUCACCGCCAUAGUUACCGCGACCAUCAGCCUCCUCACACCCGCGCCCACCGAGGAGCAGAUUCACAAUCUGACCUGGUGGACCAUCAGGAAGAGCACCGACCGGGAGAUACCGCUACAGAAAGUAUCGACUCUAACUCGCAGGACGGAGGGAAGUGAGUCUGCACGCCGGGGGAAGUGUGUGCGCGCCGCGGGGUUCUGUAGUCCUCGGCCCGGCCGGGCGGCCCCCAGGACUCCACCUCCCACGAUUCCUAGCACGAGGGAGGACCCGUUCUGGUCUCGCUUCUGUUGUGUGAAUGCGGUUAUUCUUAUGUGUGUUAACAUUUUCCUUUAUGCUUACUAUGCAUAACACACACACACACACACACACACACACACACACUAUAUGGCCAAAAGUAUGUGGACACACUUUUAAAGGCAGUGGUAGCUUACUGGUGGUCAGGAAGUUGCAGGUUCGAGCUCCACCCACCCGAGUACAAAUAGUGUAUACAACUAUCUAUUAUAUAUCGAUAAUAAAUAUCAUGUAAUAUUGACGCCUGGUGUUCUAGCCACAUCCAUUACUGACAGUGUAUCACAUAAGUGCUUUAAACUUCAUGGCAACAGUUUAGGGAUCCAUCGUGAGAAGCUAGACGAACUUCAGUAUCCUGGACAUGUAAAAUGUGUCCACAUACUUUUGAUUGUUUAGUGCACGUACUCAAAUAUGCUCACUGAUAAACAUGUAGACCGAAUAUUGUCAGUAUAUGUUUCAUAAAC
Messenger RNA from Trichomycterus rosablanca, 2318 nucleotides. It is a transcript of the gene slc5a10, whose product is annotated as solute carrier family 5 member 10. Gene Ontology annotation, biological process: transmembrane transport. The record is from RefSeq and is a predicted model, not a curated record. Lineage: Eukaryota; Metazoa; Chordata; Actinopteri; Siluriformes; Trichomycteridae. The transcript has 15 exons. Bases 1 to 1914 code for a protein of 637 amino acids. Gene Ontology annotation, molecular function: D-glucose:sodium symporter activity. Gene Ontology annotation, cellular component: plasma membrane.